AUGGAGCACAUUGAGAGAAUAGAGUUACUGUAUAUAGAAAGGAGUGUAUCAAAUAAUCUAUCGUAAAUCAUUUAACGAAUUGAGCAAAGAAUUUUGAACACAAUGGCUAUGCGAAAUUUAACAGAACCAUUUGUUUUAAUGCGAAAUAAUGCUUUACAAAGCAAACACAUAUAUGCUGAACAGAAUUUAUCUGAUCGAAUGGCACUAGUAACUUCGGAUUCUGGUACUUCGGAUAAUGUUGAACUAAAAAAUGUCAAUUUGGAAAGUAAUGCACCACCUAUAUGGACUGAUGCCUUGGAAGAGACACAAUAUAUUUUAAGUAGAUUACGUGUUAAAAUAGAUAGUUUAGUAGAAUUACAUGCUAAACAAUUAACUAGGCCAACAUUAGAUGAUACUUCCCAGGAAGAAAGACAAAUGGAACAACUGACACGAGAAAUAGGACGUGCAUUUUCUAAUGGUUAUCAUCAAGUACAAGCUAUAAAAGCUGCAGCAAGACAUACUACUGGAUCUGCAGAACGACAAUUAGCCAUAAGCGCGGUAAUGGCUCUUUCAACAGCUUUACAAGAGCUGGGUCUUCGAUACAGAUCAGCUCAGAAUCACUAUUUAACACAGGUUAAAUCAAGAGAAGAAAGAAGUAAUCAGUUUUUUACAGAAGAUCAAUCAAUAUUUUUAAAUAAUACUGCAACAGACACAUGGUUAAUGGAAUCAAAUGAAGUAAAUUCAGAUUCUUGGGAAAACAAUGAACAAAAACAAGAUUCUGUAUUAUUACAAUUAGAGGAUCCAGAAGAUAGAAUGAAAUUAGCUAUGGAAAGAGAAGAACAGAUUGGUAAUAUAGUGCAAAGUAUAGCAGAUCUCAGACAUAUAUUUAAAGAUUUAGCAACCAUGGUGCAGGAACAAGGUACUAUUCUAGAUAGAAUUGAUUAUAAUAUUGAACAAACACAAAUACAAGUACAAGAGGGUUACAAACAAUUGAAAAAAGCUGAUUCUUAUCAAAGAGCCAAUAAGAAAUUGUAUUGCAUAGUUGUUCUUGCAGGCGCUAUCAUUCUAGUCAGUUUUCUUUUUGUCGUGUUUAAAACAUGAAAUACAAUUUGCACUACUAAAUUUUAAUGUACAAUUACUUUGUUAUUAAUUAUUCUAGUAAAAAAAACAAAUAUAUAGUGCAUAAUUUGCAAAAAAUAUUUUUCGA
This is a messenger RNA of Apis mellifera (honey bee), 1186 nucleotides long. RefSeq names its product syntaxin-16 (gene Syx16). Lineage: Eukaryota; Metazoa; Arthropoda; Insecta; Hymenoptera; Apidae. The record is from RefSeq and is a predicted model, not a curated record. The transcript is spliced from 5 exons. Gene Ontology annotation, molecular function: SNARE binding; SNAP receptor activity. Gene Ontology annotation, cellular component: membrane; SNARE complex; endomembrane system. Gene Ontology annotation, biological process: vesicle fusion; intracellular protein transport; vesicle-mediated transport. Bases 103 to 1080 code for a protein of 325 amino acids.